Poecilia latipinna (sailfin molly) is the source of this 5906-nucleotide messenger RNA. It is a transcript of the gene cdh24a, whose product is annotated as cadherin 24, type 2a. NCBI's taxonomy places the organism in Eukaryota, Metazoa, Chordata, Actinopteri, Cyprinodontiformes, Poeciliidae. Gene Ontology annotation, molecular function: beta-catenin binding; cadherin binding; calcium ion binding. The record is from RefSeq and is a predicted model, not a curated record. The transcript has 12 exons. Gene Ontology annotation, cellular component: catenin complex; adherens junction; plasma membrane. The annotation marks the transcript as partial. Gene Ontology annotation, biological process: adherens junction organization; cell migration; multicellular organism development.
UACCUGCGUCGAGCGGCCCGUGCUCGGUGUCGCCCCCCCAAGGUGCUGCUGGGGAUUGUCGUCUGUCUGUGUUUCGUUCUCCAGCUGCACACCGACAUGGACAGAGGGGACGGGCGCACCAAGUACAUGCUGGAGGGGGAGGGAGUCGGCUCUGUGUUUGUCAUCGACGGCAACACGGGCAACAUCCACGUCACCAAGGCCCUGGACCGCGAGGAGAAGGAUGAGUACCGGCUCACGGCGACAGCCACUGACAGGGAGACGGGCCGGGCCCUGGAGCCCUCCUCCGAGUUCAUCAUCCGGGUGCAGGACAUCAACGACAACCCGCCCAUCUUCCCCGACGAGCCCUACGUCGCCGUGGUGCCGGAGAUGGCCAACAUAGGCACUUCCAUAACCCGGGUCACGGCCACAGACGCCGACGACCCGACGUACGGAAACAGCGCCCGGCUGGUCUACGGGAUUUUACAGGGCCAGGACUUGUUCUCUGUGGAUCCUCAGACAGGCAUCCUACGGACCGCCGUACCUGAUAUGGACAGGGAGACGCAGGACGAAUAUCUGGUGGUCCUCCAGGCCAAAGACAUGGGCGGACAUCUGGGUGGGCUGACGGGGACCACGACCGUCACUGUGAAGCUGAGCGACGUCAACGACAACCCGCCCCACUUCAGACGCAGUGCGUGGUCGUUCUCUGUGUCGGAGCUGGCUGCACCUGGUGUGGAGGUGGGCCGUCUCACUGCCACCGACCCUGACCUGGGAGAAAAUGCACAGCUGGAGUUUACCAUCCUGGACGCGGAGGGUGCGGACAUUUUCAACGUCACCAGCAGAGCCAGGGAGGCCGUCAUCGUGCUGAACAAGCUUCUGGAUUACGAAAUGUGCAAUUCGUAUACGUUUUCCGUGGAAGUGGCGAACCCGGUCGUUGACCCCCGGUUCAUACGGAAAGGGCCCUUCAAGGACCAGGCGACGGUCCGGGUGAUGAUCCUCAACGCCGACGAGCCGCCGCGGUUCUCCCAGGCCGUCUACCACCUGGACGUGUCCGAGAACUGCCCCCCCGUCUGCGCCGUCGGCCGCGUCCACGCCGUAGACCCGGACACGGGACAGAGCAGCAACAUCAGGUACUCCAUCGAUCCGCAGUCGGACCCCGAGGCUUUGUUCCGCAUCGCCUCCGACAAGGGCUUCAUCAGCGCCGUGGUAGAGUUGGACCGUGAGCAGGAGCAGUGGCAUAACAUCUCAGUCAUCGCCACACAGAGGGACAACCCAAAUCUUGUGUCGAGGGCUGUGGUUGCCAUAGAGACACUGGACCAGAAUGACAAUGCGCCAGAGUUGGACAGGCAGUACGCGACAUCAGUAUGUGACUCCAGCGCCCCGGGUCAGGUGGUCCAGGUCCUGCGAGCGGUCGACAGGGAUCAGGGAGGACAGGACUCUCCGGUCCACUUCAGCAUCCCUUCUGAGUCCAGCUCCGCUCUCAACCUCUCUAUCAGAGAAUCUGGAGGUGUGACAGCCAGCCUGGUGCUGCAGUCGGCCUUGGAGCCGCUCCCUGGCUUCUCAUCCUCUCCACUCGCCCUCGACGUGCCUGUGGUGCUGCGUGACGGGGCCUCGGGGCUGACCAACACUGGCACCGUCACCGUCACCAUUUGCCCGUGUCUGCAAGGCGGCAUGCAGACGGAGAACCGGGGCAGGCAGCGGGACCCGCGGUGGGAGAGGCACGUGGUCUGCCUGCCCGCGCCGUCCGCCUCGCCGUCGCUCAUCUUCAGCUUGGUCACGCUGCUCGCCAUGCUGGCCUGUGUCACCACCCUGCUGGUGGUGUGUGCUCUCUCGCUGUCAUUGCGCCAUCAGAAGCGAGACUCCCACUCACCCUUUGAGGAGGAUGAUGUCAGGGAAAACAUCAUAUCCUACGACGACGAGGGGGGAGGGGAAGCGGACACGGCCGCCUUUGACAUCGCGGCGCUGCAGAGCAUGCACAGGAUCCAGCACAUGCACAACAGCGGGAACAUAUGGUACACCCAGCAGAAUCCGCCCAGAGCCAGGACGUACAGCUGGAGCCGUCACCCACGCCCGGUUCUGGGCCCCCAGCAGCGGCCGGGCUCGGCCCCGCUCUACGGGCGCCUCUGCUACGGCGUCCACACGCUGCCCGUUCUCAGAGACUACCCGCUCGGGCCGCUGGAGGCGGGCCUCCAGCUAGGCAGCGUGACCCAGGGCCUCGCGGCGGGUCACGGCGCCAAUCGUCUCCUCGUCCCCGGCCGGAGCACCUUUGAGCCUCUGCUGCGCUCGCCCGAGACAAGCCGCCGCGGCUUCGAAGCGGAGCAUAUGCUGGCAAAGAGCGCGGGCGCAGACGGGAACCAGAGCAGUGGGGCGAACGUGGCUGGCGCCAAAGGGAAGGAGGAGCAGGCCAAGACAAACCCGACAGGCCCAGAGUCGACAGCAGCCAACGUCCCAGCAGAGCUGACCUACGAGUCGUCGUGCCAGAGUCGCGCCAGCUUCUCGUCGAACCAGCAGGAUGGCCGGCCGGGGUCGUCCCAGACCCAGGUCAGCACCGGCGCCACCAGCACCACGGCGGACGACAUCGACACCGACUCCUCCAUCCCCUCCAUGUCGGAGCAGAACUACUCCACCAGCAGCCAGAUGAGCAGCGUGAACUCCCCCGCCUACGUCAAGGCAGACACAUACAGCAUAGUGGGCUCGCUGAACCCGGGCGGGAUGGGGGUGUGCAUCAACGGGACCGGCGCCGGCAGCGGGUUGCAGCUGCUCAACAUGGCAACGCUGAAGGCCAGAGACGCGCCCCCGCAGACUUUAACCGCACCGGCGGGGUCGCUCGGCAACGGCAAAGCCCCGGCGUCCGAAGCCCCGAACCCUCAGCCGCUCCGGAUGGAAGAACUCCUCAACAUCCGUUUGGACCGUGUCACCUCGGACCUGUCGCAGCCGCCCUACGACUCACUGCAGACUUACGAGUUCGAGGGCCGCGACUCCAGGGCCGAGUCGCUGAGCUCGCUGGAGAGCGACGGCGACAAGGAGGGCGAGCGAGCAGCGGGGGGAGGUAUGGACGAGCUCAACCAGAAGUUCCAGAGGCUGGUGGAGAUCAUCCGCGAGAGGCAGAAGGAGAAGAAGAAGACGACGACGACGCAGAGCGGUGAGGCGGCGGAGACUGCAGAGACUCAGAGACAGAGUGAGAACACAGAUAAACAGCAGCAGAGAUGGGAUUUCUAGAUCCUCUGUACCAGACGAGCGUGAGAAGAGGAAAAUCUUUGAUAACGACGGAGCUUAAACACACACACACACGAAAAAAAAAAAUUCCUCCGACACAAAUGAGCUUUCAUUUUCUCCCUGACGUCAAGAAUCAAGGCAACCUGGUGGCAAAGAUCUGUGAUCAGUGUGUCGCUUUCUCCUUCACCGGGUUUAGAAACACGAACCCAGCACUUUUCACUCUAAUCAUUAAUAAUGCAGACAGGGCUUUAAAAGUUAAAGAUAUAAAUUAUGUUUAUAUAUAUAUAUAUAUAUAUAUAUAUAUAUAUAUACUUCAGUGGAUAUUUCAGUCAGUAUGUGAUGUUUUUGGCUCUUCAGGGAUCCACUAGGAUGUAAACUGGAGAAGCCACAUGAGUAAAAUGAUCAAAAAUAUUCAUAUCACUUAAAUCUUCCUAACUUACAACAGGGCUGGAUAAUAAAUCCAUAGCAAUAUCACGGUAGACACCUGAUCAAUAUCAAUAGAUAAUACAUCUGAUAUUUUAUACAUUCAAUAUAUAGGAUAUUCACUGAAGCCCAAUCAAAAACCACAGAGGAAAGGCUUUAGCCAGCCAACCUCUCACAGCAAGCGAAGGCUGGUGGAAUCAACUGACUCACUCCCUCUUUGGUUACCUAGCAACAAGAUAUUUGAAAGAAAAAACUUAGUCAAUAAUUAUCAAUGUUGACAAUUAUCGAUAUCGGCUGAUGUGAAAGGCUUAUAUUGUGAUACGUCUUUCAGCCGUAUCGUCCAGCCCGUUCUUACGGCAACUAACUUUGGUGUGUUUUAUUGAGAUUUUGCGUGAUAGCUAGACUCAAAGCAGUGCAGAAUUGUGAAGUGGAAGGAAACCAAAACAACAAAUAAAAUGGCUACCGAUGGGGGUGAUGUGAUCUGGUAAGACCAUCCACUUUGGCUUAAAAUGCUUAUGUAGUAGGAAAGAGACACUGCAAAUCACCCUGAACGCACCGACAGUCAGGGUCAGAGUUCAUAGACAGAUACAGAAGCUGCAAAAUAGUUGAGAUUGGAGGUUAUAGAGGUUCACCUUCCCUAAAUAUGCAGCUAUAGGCACAGUGGAAUAGUUUAGGUUGAAGCAUGCUCUUUUGCCAUAAUGGCUCAGUCAAAGUCUAAACCUUAAUCCAAGAAUCUGUGACAAGAAAAUUGCUGUGUAAAGACCCAGUAUUUCAGCGGUUUUGAAAAGAACAGGAGAAAACAUCUCUAGCUGUGCAAAGCUGGUAGAUUUAUGACACUAAACUGUAUUAUUUGCAAAGAAAUGUGAAAAAUAAGUUAUAGUUUCCUUUCUCUUUACAAGUAUGUGCUGAAAAAGAAUCACACUGAAGUUUGUGGUUGUAAGGUGUCAAAAUGUAGAAAAGUUUAAGGGAUGGAUACUUUUGUAAAUCACUGCAAAUCCUCUCCAGCUGAGUCAGACAUCAUACAUUAACUAUGUUAAAAAAUAAUAAUUUUCCAAACAAACCUGUUCACUUUGAACGUCAACAAUCAGUAGACCGAGUCUAUCAGUGAUGCUUUUGUUCUUGCUAGAGAAAAAAAAAAAGGUAAUUAGCAUUCAUAUAUAGAUAAACAUGAAGCUCAGCUGUGGUUGUUCUUGACCAGAAAGGGUUUUUUACUGGACACAAGAAGCAGUAACGAAGCGCUCGAUUAGUAGCUAGCGAAACAUCGAGAACCUGCACUGAAUGAUGUUCACCCACACAAGAAUUAUUUAUAUUCCUCCCUAUUGUGUGUCUGGAAGCUUCCUCACCUUCUUGUAAAGAGAUUUAUGCAACACGGAACAGAGACAUUGUUCUUGUGACGGCCCCAAGACGCAGAAAGAAGAAAAAAUCUUCAUUUGCUCAGAGAAUACUUAGAUGUUAUUCACGCCUUUGACAGCGAGUCAUUUUUAAAGCAAUUUUAAAAAUGCAUUCAUUAUUUAGAAAUGUGCUGGAAUAAGUUAUUAAAAAUAAUGACAUUAUUUUUCAAUAAUAUGAUAAAAAAUGAAUUUGGCUCCCCGCAAUUGUUCCCACUCUUCAUCCACUGUGGGAAUUCAGCUCUUAAUCAUCUGUCGGUCUAAUAGGAUUGGAAAGCUUUCAGACUCAUUUUGAAGGCACUUUUUUCAUGUUUUUGCAUCCUUACGUUGUUUUUUGUUUGUUUUUUUGUUUGUUUUUUUUAAGGAGAAUGCAGAGACAAGGAUGAGGGCCAAAUGAUGACACAGUGAUCGCUAUGCAGCUCAUUGUCAGACUGCGUGGGCAUCUAGACAUAAUGCUGCGGAUUGAGGAUGGAAAUAUGGCUGGAAAUGACUAGCCGAGCUCACGACGGAAACCCAUUUAAUAUCAAACUGGACUGCUGUUGAUCUUAACCAUUCACAUAAAUCACCUCAGCAAUCAUCAGUAGAGAAUGAAGUGCCACAAAAUAGAACCACGGAAUUUCAAAUGUAUUUUAGAAAAACGUGUUAUGUUUAAAAGGGAGAAAAGUCCUGGUUAUCAAAGCAAGUCUUUGUCGGUUAAGUCGACAUAGGUCGAGAGGACAAUGCUGCCACCUACAGGUCAACAUACAGAAUACCUCGUUGUGUUAAAACUGUUAAUCCUUCAGGCUGAAGGGACGCCAUGAUGGAUUUAACCUAAAUAUUCCUGGCAUACGCUGGAGAACCUGAGGAACAGGGCUAAAAUAUGGAGGUAGGAAGGCCUGAGGGCUCACAGUUUUUUUCUCAUUG